This is a messenger RNA of Emericellopsis atlantica, 624 nucleotides long. RefSeq lists its product as uncharacterized. The record is from RefSeq and is a predicted model, not a curated record. The coding region runs from base 1 to 624 and encodes 207 amino acids. Lineage: Eukaryota; Fungi; Ascomycota; Sordariomycetes; Hypocreales; Bionectriaceae. The transcript has a single exon.
AUGAGAUACCUCGCCCUCCACGCCGCCGCCGCAAGCCUCUCGUGUGCCCUCUUGGUCACCGCGCAGGAAAUGUCCUACACAACAUCCAUCGUGACAGCCUGCUUCGACAAGGACGCGGGCAUGCCCACGCCUGGCCCAGGAGGCCCUGUCCCCGGCCGUGAUUGUCUCAUCGACGUCCCUGGCUGCGGCGAGUGCGACUGCAACUCGUGCGCGCACACGGCCACCUACACGACACAAUAUCCUGCCUUCUGCUCCACUGGCCUCGCCGACGUUGUCUACACCGUCACGGAGAUCCGCUCGGGCAUGAAGGAGGCCCCACGCGUCACUGACCGCCCCGGCGUCCCAGAGGGCUUCACCACCGCCGUCGAGACGUGCACCGUCGGCGGCGACGAGCCGCUCACCAAGACAAUGACCUAUCCCAUCGACGGGGCACCCUACGUCCCCGUCGAGACGGUCCUGGCGGAACACCUCGAUGUGUCCACGGGGCGGAACCCCGCGGAAACGGGCACUGCGGCGGCAGAUGGCAAGCAGGGGGGCGAUUCAGGGAUCCUCGUGGGCGCUGCCCCGGUACGCAUCAUCCGAGACAUUCUUCUGGCCGCCUUUGGCCUCGUCUUUGCUCUGUAG